GUUAUAAAACCGAUCAAAGCCGUACGGAGUUUCCAGGAGGGUGGUCGCGUUACGCUCAGAACUUUCUUAAACAGACGAAAUCCUUUCGACUAAUAUACAUAUAUAUGAUUCGGUUCGCGCAACGGCGAAAGUAGAAAAAAAAUGACGGAACUUCGUGUGAUUUGACAGUGAAGAAACAUUUAAUGGGAAAAGUGCCUCGGUAUCCUGUGGUUAGUAUUCGGGAAUUCUAAGUAUCGCUACAACACCCUGUAGCUCUUUGGUUAAUCGCGUCAUUUUUCGGUGCAUCAGGAUUCGAUUAAUACAUGAUUCUUCGACAAGAUAUCCGGAUUUUGGCCAGCGGACCGACAUUGAUAAUCAGUGAACGGAAGGAAAGCUCGAGGCGUGGAACGCGAAAGGGUGAGAUAGGGGUGAACUGGUGGAGGGUGAGGCUGAAGUGAUGACGGGCGAGGAAGGAAAGUGCGGGGGUGGAACUGGCACUGGUGGGGAUGCCGGUGUUGGAAACACGAACACGAACCUUACCGAUAAUGUGAACAAUAUUAAUGCCAACGUACAUGCGAAUCUUAACGCCAACAUUAAUGUCAGCCAACAGAAUGGAGGACCGGAAAAAGCGCCUGUCGUCGGUGGUACCAAUGUGGAAACGUUACCCCGCGCUGGUAAACAGAGCGAUCCCAGUACGGCGUUUCUCCGUGCGGCUCGUGCAGGGCAGCUGGAAAAGGUUUUGGAAUAUCUGGAAUCGGGAGUGGACAUUAAUGCUUCGAAUGCUAAUGGAUUAAACGCUUUACAUCUGGCAGCUAAAGAUGGUCAUUUGGAAAUCGUCAGAGAACUUCUCAAACGUGGUGCAGUGGUCGAUGCUGCUACCAAAAAGGGAAAUACAGCAUUACAUAUCGCUUCUCUUGCUGGACAAGAGGAGGUGGUACAAUUGCUGGUACAACGAGGUGCUUCUGUGAAUGCACAGUCACAAAAUGGGUUCACACCGUUAUAUAUGGCCGCUCAGGAAAAUCAUGAUUCCGUAGUCAAAUUUCUCCUGAGCAAAGGUGCCAAUCAAACAUUGGCUACCGAGGAUGGUUUCACCCCAUUAGCAGUAGCAAUGCAACAGGGCCACGACAAGGUGGUAGCAGUUCUGUUGGAAAAUGACACUCGUGGUAAAGUUCGAUUGCCCGCUCUCCACAUUGCUGCCAAGAAAGACGAUUGCAAGGCGGCUGCCCUACUUUUACAAAACGAUCAUAAUCCCGAUGUAACAUCGAAGAGCGGUUUCACACCUCUCCAUAUAGCAGCACAUUAUGGUAACGAUCGAAUUGCAUCCUUGCUUUAUGAUAGAGGAGCAGAUGUAAAUUUCGCAGCUAAGCACAAUAUUACGCCGAUGCACGUAGCGGCAAAAUGGGGAAAAAUAAAAAUGGUGAAUCUUUUGAUGAGCAAGGGAGCAAAUAUCGAAGCGAAAACGAGAGACGGCCUUACACCCCUUCAUUGCGCAGCACGAUCUGGCCAUCACGAAGUUGUUGAUAUUUUAAUAGAGAAAGGUGCACCGAUCGGUUCCAAGACGAAGAAUGGUCUUGCACCGUUGCACAUGGCUUCUCAAGGAGAUCACGUUGACGCUGCGAGGAUAUUAUUGUAUCAUCGAGCACCCGUGGAUGAAGUGACGGUAGAUUACUUGACGGCGCUACACGUGGCAGCUCAUUGCGGACACGUACGAGUGGCUAAGCUCUUACUUGAUAGAAAUGCUGAUCCAAACGCACGAGCUCUAAACGGCUUUACUCCACUUCAUAUUGCCUGCAAAAAGAACAGACUGAAGGUCGUUGAGCUCCUCUUAAAGCACAAAGCUAGCAUCGAAGCGACUACAGAGUCUGGAUUGACGCCUCUACAUGUAGCAAGCUUCAUGGGGUGCAUGAACAUAGUGAUUUAUUUACUGCAACAUGCAGCUAGUCCCGAUAUACCGACAGUAAGGGGCGAAACGCCUUUGCAUUUAGCUGCGAGAGCGAAUCAGACUGAUAUUAUCAGGAUACUUCUUAGAAAUGGUGCCCAAGUUGAUGCCAGAGCAAGGGAAGAACAAACACCUCUUCACGUUGCUUCCCGAUUAGGCAACGUUGAUAUCGUAAUGUUAUUGCUUCAACAUGGUGCCGAUGUAGAUGCUACGACUAAAGAUUUGUAUACACCGCUUCAUAUUGCCGCUAAAGAAGGUCAAGAAGAGGUUGCAUCCGUUUUAUUAGAAAACGGCGCAUCGCUUACCGCGACGACCAAAAAAGGAUUCACUCCUUUACAUUUGGCAGCUAAAUAUGGUAAUAUGAAUGUAGCAAGAUUACUAUUACAGAGGAAUGCACCAGUUGAUGCCCAAGGAAAGAAUGGCGUAACUCCACUUCAUGUAGCAUCUCACUACGAUCAUCAAAACGUAGCGUUACUUCUACUUGAUAAGGGUGCAUCACCUCAUGCUAUGGCUAAAAAUGGUCAUACCCCAUUACAUAUUGCAGCACGCAAGAAUCAGAUGGAUAUUGCAACUACUUUAUUGGAAUACGGAGCAAAAGCAAACGCGGAAUCAAAAGCAGGAUUUACGCCGCUACAUUUGAGUGCACAAGAAGGCCAUACCGAUAUGUCAACGCUACUUAUUGAGCACAAAGCAGAUACAAAUCACAAAGCAAAGAAUGGUCUCACGCCGCUUCAUUUGUGCGCACAAGAAGACAAAGUCAAUGUUGCAUCUAUUCUUGUUAAAAAUGGUGCCCAGAUUGAUGCUAAGACAAAGGCUGGUUACACUCCGUUACAUGUGGCAGCUCAUUUUGGUCAAGCAGCUAUGGUACGAUUCCUUUUACGAUCUGAUGCAGCUGUUGACAGCAGUACGAAUGCUGGAUAUACUCCAUUGCAUCAAGCUGCUCAACAAGGUCAUACAUUAGUGAUCAAUUUGUUGCUUGAGGGUAAAGCAAAACCGAAUACAACUACCAAUAAUGGACAAACUGCUUUGGAUAUUGCACAAAAACUUGGUUACAUUAGUGUCAUCGAAACUUUGAAGGUAGUUACAGAAACUGUCAUUACAACGACUCAUACGGUUACUAUUGAAGAAAAAUACAGAGUGCAAGCUCCUGAAUCAAUGCAAGAAACAUUUAUGAGCGAUAGCGAAGAUGAAGGGGGUGGUGAUGAAAUCGGCAUGGCAGCCAUGAAUGUGUACGGGCAGCCUCCACACGCGCAACACGUGUACCUUCCUUCUUACUACCAGGGCCAAAUGACCUAUACCCGUGAAGAUCCGAUGCUCAGCGACCAACAGCAAUAUCGAUACAUGACUGUUGACGACAUGAAAUCUAUGGGGGAUGACUCGAUGCGUGUCAACGUGACAGACGACGAGAGGGAUAAUCGGCAUUCCGGAGCACCCACGAUAACCGAGAUGAUCACGAAGGAAACUUGUCAGCGUACAAAUGCAGCCAAUCUGAAACCGGACAAUGUUGAUAUCAAUAGGCACCCAGUACACGUCGGACCGUCCCUAGAGUCCUUAAACACAUCGCUGGCAGCUCUUGGUACCAUGUCGAAAGGACAAGGAAUGUGGAGGGACAGCUUCCUGGUUUCGUUUCUGGUGGAUGCACGAGGCGGUGCGAUGCGCGGCUGCAGGCACAGUGGUGUACGCGUGAUCGUUCCUCCUAGGAAAGCAGCGAUGCCUAUGCGCGUCACGUGCAGAUACCUGAGAAGGGACAAAUUGACGAACCCGCCGCCUUUGAUGGAAGGGGAGGCUCUUGCGAGUCGUAUCCUGGAGCUAGGACCCGUGGGCGCCAAAUUUUUAGGACCCGUGAUCAUAGAAGUACCACACUUUGCUUCGUUGCGAGGAAAAGAACGAGAGAUAGUUAUACUCCGAUCAGAUAAUGGAGAGACUUGGCGCGAGCACACCUUGGAAGCCAGCGAGGAGGCCGUCCAAGAUGUGCUUAAUGAGAGCUUUGAAGGAGAAGAAUUAAGCCAGCUCGAGGAUCUCCAAACAUCUCGGAUCGUGAGGAUACUUACCGCGGACUUUCCACAUUACUUCGCAGUAGUGUCCCGUAUCAGGCAAGAGGUUCACGCAGUUGGUCCAGAAGGUGGUACCGUUUCUUCGUCAGCCGUACCUCAAGUCCAGGCCGUAUUCCCGCCGGCAGCACUUACUAAAAAGAUCAGAGUUGGCCUCCAGGCGCAUCCAAUACCGGCAGAUCUUGUCGCCAAGCUGCUCGGUAACAGAGUGGCUGUAUCACCGAUCGUCACCGUCGAGCCGAGACGAAGAAAAUUCCACAAACCGAUAACCUUAACCAUACCCGUGCCUCAAGCAGCCAAUAAAGGCAUGAUCAAUCAAUAUUCAGGAGAUGCGCCGACGCUGAGACUUCUGUGCAGCAUAACUGGGGGUCAGUCUCGGGCAGUCUGGGAGGAUGUCACCGGUUCGACGCCAUUGACGUUUGUGAAAGAUUGCGUUUCCUUUACUACCACGGUAUCCGCUCGCUUCUGGUUAAUGGAUUGUCGGAAUAUAUCCGAAGCCACGAAAAUGGCUACGGAGCUAUACACACACGCGACACACGUACCUUUUAUGGCUAAAUUUGUAGUAUUUGCAAAGCGAGUAGAUCCACUGGAGGCAAGGUUGCGCGUAUUUUGUAUGACCGACGAUAAAGAGGACAAAACCUUGGAAAAUCAAGAACACUUCACGGAAGUGGCGAAGAGCCGAGACGUGGAGGUGUUGGAGGGGAAAACGCAAUACAUGGAAUUUUCGGGUAACCUCGUGCCGGUAUUGAAGAGCGGCGAACAGCUUCAAUUGCCUUUCAGAGCUUUCAAGGAGAACAGAGUGCCGUUCACGGCGAGAAUAAAGGAUCCGGACGCGGCCGACAUGAUGGGUCGCAUAAUGUUCAUGAGCGAGCCAAAGGUUCCUAAAGGCGAAUUACCCCAGACCCCUAUAUGCACGUUGAACAUUCUGUUGCCGGAGAAAAUCUCACCGGAGCCUGCCGUCUCCGAGGUCGAUUUAUUAGAGCUCUCGAAGAAUUAUAGCUUCCUACGCGACGGCGGGAUAAGUCGUCCAGACGCCAUUCACAGAGCUACCAUUCGAUUGACCGAUAUUGCAAAUUUGUUGGACAAAGAUUGGGAGAAACUCGCCGAGGAAUUGAACGUGCCGCCGAACGAAGUGUCGACGAUCAAACAAGAGUACGCCAACAAACCGGCCCAACAAGCUGCAGCGAUGCUGAAAGUUUGGCAGAGCAAUGGAAAUAAAGCGACAGGAAAUACUUUGGAGAAAGCGUUAAACAAAAUUGGCCGCGAUGACAUCGUGAAAAAAUGUAUAUUCAACGUUGAAUUGAUUACCGAUGACGUGGAGAAAGCUGUCGCGAGAGUUCGAUUGGAUCAACCUGGAUUUGAUUCUUUGAAAGAAGAAUUGGGUCCUUCGAGGGACACCUCUCUUCGCCGCGAUGCAACGAUGGAUCCAAAGAUGAAUCCUGAUUACGAUGACUUUAAUAAGAGCAAGGAGUCGGAGUCUAUGGAAGAACUCGAUAUAAGCGGCACUAAACGAGAUAAAUCGAAACAGCAUGUCACGAUCACAAACGGCACUGUAUUCAACGGAACCUCGACCCCUAUCAAAGAUAAAUACGCAAGCGAGGAGAAAGAACUGGGGGAUGUAAUGGCCGAUUUUCUCGAGCACAAAUGUCACGUUAGCGAUACGAUGAGCAAAAAGUUGCGCGAUGAACUUGACGACAAAGAUAAAAAACGACAGAGGGUGAUCGCAGACGCCAACAAAAUAGUAUCCGGUGUAAUAGCAGACGCAGAGAAAGCGAAGGGGAAGUUAGCUAAGGAAGGGUGGUCGGUGGUUUAUGAUGAUGAUGAUGAUGAUGAUGAUGAUGAUGAUGAUCAUACGCGAGACAAUAAAGAGGCAAGAGGUGCUAUAGUCGAAAGUUUUGUUAGGGAACAGUUGGUUAAGAAUAAGCCUAAGGAUAAGAUCCUUAUAGGCGAGGAGACGAUUACGAUCGAUCGAACGCCAAUCGUCGAGCCGACGAUAGUUAAGCAGCGUGUCGUUCGCGAUGGGAAGGGAGACUCUAAUGCGAGGAUAGUCACAUCGAAAACUAUAGUUUCGGUGAUCGAGAGCGAUAAUAAGGGUAGUCGGGAAGAAGAGACGAUCACGGUGAAAGAGAUCGAUCGAACGCCCGUGGCCGCCACGGACGCGGCGACGAUCCCCAACGGUAAACAAAGAGUGAUAAGCAAGAAGGAGAUGAUGUCGAGGGAAGGUAAGGAAAUCGACGAGAAAUCGGUACCCGCUGGUAUCGCGUCGAAGAAAGAAGAGGACGCGAGGAAGGGCAAGGAAGUUGAUCGGAGGAGCCCCGAACAACCGAAAGAGACGGUUCCCAAAGUGAACAUUCCAAAGGAGGGGAGAGUCACGAGUGACAAGCAGGUGUCCGCUUACGAGAGCGUUUACAGCGUGCAAUAUCCAUCGACGGACGAGAAGCAAGAGGACGAGUCGAAGAAGUCGAAGGACAAGAGCGGGGGCAUAUUGUCCGGGAUCUUUAAGGGAUCUAAACUUAAGAAGAGCAAAUCGAAAGGAUCGAAGGAUGCGUCUUUCGACAGCGGCGACGAGGACUCGAAAGUGGGCGAGAAUAAGGAGGCUAGAGAGCAUCAAACGAAACCGUCUACUUUCGUCGCGUACGACGCGUACGUGGACUUGAAACCUGCCGAGCAAACCGCAACCGACAUUAAAUUGGCCACGAUGCAAUUCUUGGACGAAUCGAGACGCCUCGCUUCGGAGGUGCACGCGCUCGACAGUGGAUUGAUCGCCUCGACUCGAGUCGAGGAUAAGGAAGAAGGGAGGGAAGCGAUCAAGGACGGCCACGCGGUCGAAGCCAGCGAUCAGGAGAGGGAGAAAGGUGGUGGUUUCUUCGGUAUGUUCAAGAGUCCAAAGUCGAAGGAGAAGAGAACGAAGAAGAGCAAGGAGUCGUCGUUGGACAGUGGCGACGAGGAGGGAGUUCGAGUCGCCGAAACAGCGACCGUUGUUCCCUCCCCCGCAAUCGACGGGAAACAGGACCUGUACACGUUCACCUCGCAGGUUCGUUACAACGAGGACACGCCGAAGGACAGAUUGAACGGGCAUUCCUACGAUGUCUCGGAGAUUCGUAGGAAAGGGGAGGCGGAGAAUAUCGGGCCGCGCAAAGAAGCUAAUGGAAAACCGGACGCGGGAAGGAAGCGGGACAAAGAGCGGAAGGAGGUUGGAAGUUUAGAAAGGCAGGGCGAUAAAAAGUCGGACUCCCCGGAGAAAAGAGUGGCGGGUGAGAAGGAAGAGGAGGAGGAGGGUAAGGAGAGGGGUGGCGGAUUCUUCGGCAUGUUCAAGAGUCCGAAGCUGAAGAGCAAGAAGAGGAGUUCGUCGAGGGAGAAGAGCUCUUCGAAGGAAGCGUCGUUGGACAGCGGGGACGAGGAGACGCGGCAAUUGACGGCAGAAUUUUUGGAGGAUACGAGGAAAGUGGCGGAGAGCAUGCACCGCGAAGGCUCGAGGCAAAUCGGCGAGAGGAUGCCACCGGCCGACGGGACGCCGGCCACCAUCGAGGCGUCCACGGAGGACAAGGACAGAGGAGGGAUCUUCGGGAAAUUCAAGAGCCCGAAAUUGACGAGAGCGUCGCGAAGCAGGUCGCGAGAGAAGAGCGGGCCGCCGCAAGAGGCGGCGAGUCCUUCUUCCGACGCCUCGACCCGUGACGCGAGCGCGAAAUUCUUGGAGGACACGAGGAACGUUGUUGCGAGCGCGGCGUUGGACGCGAAGGAGAAAGCGGCGGACGCGACGACGGAAGCGACGGAUGCGAUCGCGAAUGGGGCCGAGGCGGCGAGGGACAGAGCCUCGAAGGAAGCUAAAAAGGUGAAAGAGAAGAGCGGCGGCUUCCUGUCCGGAUUGUUCAAGGGGGCGAAGCACGCCGCGGACGAGGCUUCGGAGGAGGUUAAGGAGGCGGUGGAAGGGAAAUCGAAAGAGGCGGACGCUGCGAAGGACAAGGUGAUUGCCGUUCUGAAGGAUAGCAAAGACGCGAUCGGUGGAAAGGUGGAGGACGCAGCGAAACGGGUGGAACAGAAAGUGGAGGACGCGGCUGACGGCGCGAAAAUUGGAAGGGACGAAACGUUGGAGAUAGCGAAAGACGUUAAAGAUAUCGCGGUGACAGGCGCGAACGGCAUCGAGGAUAAAAUUGGAGAGAAGCUAGGCGAGGGUGCGCAGAAGGUGGCCGAUACCGGGAGAGCAGUCACGGAUAAAGUAACCGAGGCGAUAAAGGACGUGGAGUCGGGCGGGCGAAGCGCGGGCGAGGGCGUGAAAGCGACUAAGGACAAGGUAGCUAGAGAGGUUAAGGAGGACGUCGAACUGGCCAGACAGAAGACACCUUAUGGAGUAGACUCGGCGGCAGAUGGCGCGAAGGAGAGGGCCGCGAAGGAAGGCAAAAAGGGGAAGGAAAAGGGCGGCGGAUUCCUCUCGGGGCUGUUCAGAAGCGCGAAACACGCGGCGGACGAAGUUUCCCAAGAUGUGAGAGAAUUCGUGGAGGAAACGAGGAAGGAGGCUGGCGAGGAGGAGGCCCGCGCUCGCGAGGCAGCGGCGGAAAAGUCGAAGGAAUUGGACGAAGCUGUUAAAGAGAAGGUGGGAGCCGUCGUGAAAGACGGGAAGGAAUGGGGCACGGCGAAAGUAUCGGACGUUGAGAAAGCUGUUGGCGAGAGGGCGAGCGAGGUGGAGGAAAGGGUGGACGCUGCGGUUCGUGAAGUGGCCGGGGCCAAGGACGAAGCGGUUGCGAGCGCAAAGGACGUCGGCGAUAAAAUCGCGGAGGGGGCGAAGGACGCCGAGGCGAGAGUGGAAGCAGCCGCGCGAGGCGCGAGCGACGGCGUUAAGGCGGCGAAGGAUAAGGUGUCCAAGGAGAUGAGAGAAGACGGCGAAGCGGUGAAGCAGAAGAUGGCGUCUGGGAUAGACUCGGGCGUGGAUGGCGCGGCAGCGGCGAGAGACAGGGCUGCGAAGGAGGCGAGGAAAGCUAAGGAAAAGGCCGGCGGUUUCUUGUCCGGAUUGUUCAAGGGUGCGAAGCACGGCGCGGAUGAAGUUUCCGAGGACGCGAAAGAAUUGGUCGAGGAAACGAGAAAGGAAGCGGUCGAAGAGGAGGGUCGGGCUCGUGACCAGGCGGCAGGCAAGGUUAAAGUCGUCGUGAUUGACGUUGAGGACAAGAUCGGCGAAAGGGUAUCGGAUACCGCGGAAAAAGUUGGAGAUGCGGGCAAAGCUGUGGUCGAAAAGGCGAUACCGGACGAGAGCGUGGAACAACGCGUGACAAUCGAUGGCUCGAGGGUAGACAAGAUAGCGGCGGCGGAUAUAAAAGCCGUCGAAAGCGAAGCUGCAUCCGUCGCAAAGGACGCGAAAGACAAGAUCUCCGACGGUGGUCGGACGGCGCCGGUUGGAAAAGCGGUUGGAGAGAAGAUCGCGGAUGGCGCGGAGAGGAUGAGAGACGCGGCGCAAGCGGGCGUGCGUGAGGCGGCGGACGCGGCGAAGGCAGGAAAGGAGAAGGUGGCGAAGGAGAUUCGAGACGACGCGGAUGCCGCGAAACGGAAAAUCUCGUCCGGAAUAGGGGCGGCGGUGGACGGGGCGAGUGGAGCGAAGGACAAGGCGGCGAAAGAGGCGAAGAGAGCUAAGGAGAAGGCGGGCGGCUUUCUCUCGGGGCUGUUCAAGGGCGUGAAGUCCGCCGCGGACGAAGUUUCGGACGACGUGAAAGAAUUCCUCGAGGAGACGAGGAGGGAAGCGUCGGAAGAGAAGGGCCGUGUGCGAGAUGCGGUCGACGAGAAGUCGAAGGAAGCGAGAGCGGCCAAGGACGAGGUUGAGGAUGGAGCGGCGGCCGCUGCCAAAGACGCUGAAGACGCGUUGUCCGCGAAGGGGAAGGUUGAGAGGAUGGCCGAUGGGGUGAAGCGGAUGGAGGAAAAGACGGAGAGCGUCGCUGGAGCGGCGAUCGACGGAGCGAGAGUCGAAGUCGGCGCGGAGAAGGACGCCGUGGAAAAAGCAAUUGUCGCAAAAGAGGCGAAGGCGGCCGAGGGUGUGGACGCGGUCGUGGACGGUGCCGUGGCUGCUAAGGAGAAAGCCUCGAAAGAGGCCAAGAAAGGUAAAGAGAAGGCGGGUGGCUUCCUCUCGGGACUCUUCAAAAGCGCGAAACACGCGGCGGACGAAGUCUCCGAGGAGGCGAGAGAUUUGGUCGACGAGACGAGGAAGGAAGCGGGUGCAGCGAGAGAGAGAGCGGUGGCGGACGCGAAAGACGCGAAGGAGAAAGUUGCGAGCGCCGCGAGAGACGCGAGAGACAAAGUCGGGGAAAUAGCGGCGGAAAGCGGGCGGAAGGUGUCCGACGUCGGGAAAUCUGCGAUCGAGAAAGCGGAGGAGGGAGCGAAACGAAGAGCGGACGCCGUCGCGAAAGACGCGAGAGCGGCGAAGGAUAAAGCGGUCGCCGAUACUUUGGACGCCAAGGAUAAAAUAGCGGCGACGGUGAAGGAGGCGAGGGACGAGAUCGGCGAGAAGGUGGUCGAAAGCGCUGGAAAGGUGUCGGACGCUGGAAAAGCCGUGGGAGAGCAGUUAACGGAUGGCGCGAAGAGAGCCAUGGACAAAGCCGGAGAGAUCGUCCACGGUGCGAGUAGCGGAGUCGAGGCGACGAAGGAGAAACUGGCGCGGGAGAUUAGGGAGGAUGCCGAGGCCGCGAAACGGAAGGUGUCGUCCGGCGUGGAUGCCGUCGCGGAUGGCGGCGCUGCGGCGAGGGACAAGAUCGAGAAGGAGGCGAAAAGGGCGAAGGAGAAGGGGAGCGGUUUCCUUUCCGGUUUGUUCAAGGGAACGAAACACGCGGCGGACGACAUUUCCGACGAGGUGAAAGAAUUUCUGGAAGAGGCAAAGAGAGAAUCGUCGGAGGAGAAGGCGCGCGUUUACGAGGCGAUGGAGAAGAGGAUAGAGGACGCGGCCGCGGCGAGGGACGAAGCGAUUAUCGAAGCGAAGGAAACGAAGAAUAAAAUUGCGAGUUCCGCGAGGGACGCGAAGGCUAAGGUCGGGGCGAAAAUUUCGGACGCGGUGGAAAAAGCGUCGGAUGUUGUCGGCGAAAAGUUGGAAGACGGGGUGAAACGGGGCGGAGAAAGGAUAGAAUCUACGGCUCGAGAAGCGGUUACGGACGCGAAGGAUGCGAAGGAGAGACUCGGCGAGAAAGUGAUGGAAGUUGGCAAGAAGGUGGAAGAAGGGAUCGCGAGCGGCGUGAAGGCGGUUGGCGACGAAGCGAGAGCGGCGAAAGACAGAGUGGAGAAAGAGGCGAAGGAGGAUAUCGCCGCCGCGAGGCAAAAGAUGUCAUCGGGCGUGGAUGCGGCGAUGGAGAGCGCGGACGCGGCUAAGGAAAAGAUUACGAGGGAAGCGAAGAAGGGGAAAGAGAAGGGCGGAGGUUUCCUCUCGGGCCUGUUCAGAGGCGCGAAACACGCCGCGGAGGAGGUCUCGGAAGGGGUGGAAGAUUUGGUGGACGAAACGAAGAGGGUAGCGAACGAAGAGGAGGCUCGUGCUCGGCAGGCGGUGGAAAAAGCUGGCAAGGACGUCGAGGCGGCGAAGGAGAAAGCAGUUGCGGAGGCGAAAAGCGCGAGAGAUAAGACAGCGGCCUCGAUGAAACACGUCAGGGACAAGGUGAGCGAGAAAGUGUCCGAAGGUGCGAGCACGUUAGCGGAGGUUGGCAAGACGGUUGUCGAUGAAACGACGGACGCGACGAAACGAGGCGAAGCUGUCGUUCGAGAAGCGGCCGACGGCGUUGAAGCAACGAAGGAGAGAUUAGCCGCGGACGCGAAGGAGGCGAAGGACAAACUCGCGGAUAAAGCGGCGGACGCUGUGCGAGCGAUUGGGGAGAAAGUUAAAGGCGAGGCGGAGGAGGGUGGACGAGGAUCGAGCGAUGGAGCGAAAGCGACGAAAGAGAGAGCGAGCGGAGAGGACGUCGAUGGCGCGAUAUCGGCGAAGGAGAGAGCCGGCAAGGAGGGCCGAAGGGCUAAGGAGAAAGGUGGCGGCUUCCUCUCGGGACUGUUCAAAGCCGCGAAACAGUCGGCGGAGGAGAUUUCGGACGAUGCGAGGGAUUUCCUCGAGGAGGCGAGGAGGGAGGCGUCGGAAGAGAGCGGCCGUCUGCGCGACGCGGCCGACGAGAGGUGGAAGGGCGCGAAAGCGGCCAAGGACGAGGCGAUCGGCGACGUGGAGGACGCGAAAGAUAAAGUCGUGAAACGCGCCGAGGACGCGGUCGCUGGGAAGGUGUCCGACGUCGGAAAGGGCGUCGGCGAAAUAACGGAAACGGGGAUUCGAGAAGUGGGCGACAGUGCCAAAGCGACCAAGGACAAAAUCGGCGCGGAGCUCGAGCGCGUUGAGGCUGAAGCGGCGACAGCCGCCAAGGACGCGAUAGGAACGAUCGGCGAGAAAGCGCGCGAAAGCGGUAAAGCUGUGAUGGAGGAUGCGAAGAGGGCUGAGGAUAAAGUGGCGAGGGAAAUGGAAGCUGGAAAAGAGGGAAUUUCUUCGGAGAUGGAUGGAGCUGCGGAGAGUGCAGCGGCGGCGAAGGACAAACUGGCGAAGGAGGCUAAGAAAGGGAAGGAAAAGGGCAGCGGAUUUCUUUCUGGAUUGUUGAAGAGCGUGAAACAGGCGGCAGAUGAGGUAUCGGAAGACGUGAGGGAAUUCGUGGGCGAGAGGAAGAGAGAGGCCGUUGAGGAAGAGGCGCGCGCUCGGGAAGCUGCGUCCGGAAAACUCAAGGAUCUCGGUGCAGCGAGGGACAAAGCGGUCGGCCACGCGAAAGAGGCGAGAGAUAAAGUUAGGGACGCGGCGAAGGAUGGGAAGGAGAGAGUGGAGGAGAAAGCGUGCGAUAUCGCGCGACGAGUGACGGAUGCUGGCGGAAAAGUUUCGAGCGUUGCGAAGGAUGCCGAGGCGAAAACGGAGGCGGCUGUGAGUGACUUGGCGGAGACGAGCAGGGACGAGGUGAAAGACGCGAAGGAUAGAGGCGCGUCUCUGGUGAAGGGCGCCGAAGAGAGGAUAGACGAGGCUGUGUCCGACGCCGCGCGAAAGGUGACAGAUGCCGGGAAAGCGGUUGGAGAAAGGAUCGCAGACGGCGCGAGGAAGGUGGAGGACGGAGCGGAAAAGAUAUCCGGUGCUGGCAAAGCGGCGAAGGACGCGGUGAUGAAAGAAAUAAAGGACGACGCCGAAGCGGCGAAGGAGAAAGCGUCGGCGGCGGUAGACGCGAUCACGGACGGGGCAGCGUCCGCCAAGGACAAGGCUGGGAGGGAAGCUAAGAAAGCGAAAGAGAAGAGCGUGGGCUUCCUUUCGGGGCUGUUCAAGGGAGCGAAGCACGCGGCGGACGAAGCGUCGGGGGAAUUCCUCGAAGAGACGAGGAGGGAAGCGACGGAGGUGGAAGAGAAGGUGGACGGAGCCGUGGCGGACGCGAAAGGAAAAAUUGUGGGAAUCGUGGAGGACGCCGGUAGGGCUGUCGGCGAAAAAAUCGUGGACGGCGCGAGGCGCGUGCAGGCGAAGACGGAAGCGGCGACGGAUGCCGUCGAAUCCGCAAAGGACAAAUUAGUUUCGGAUACGAGGGACGUUGGAGAGAGGAUCGAAUCUGCGGCGAGAGACGGCAAAGAUCGAAUCGGCGAAAAAGUGAAAAUGGCCGAGGACGAAACGGUGGCCGUCGCUCGGGAUAUAGCCGGCGCUGCCAAAACGGCAAAGGACGAAGCUGCGAAGGAGGCGAAGGAGGACGUUGACGUGGCGAAGGGAAAAGUGUCGUCCGGCGUGGAAUCGGUGGUGGACGGCGCGUCGAGUACGAAGGAAACGAUCUCGAAGGAAGCGAAGAAGGCCAAAGAGAAGGGCAGCGGUUUCCUUUCCGGUCUGUUCAAAGGUGUGAAACACGCGGCGGACGAAAUUUCGGAAGACGGGAAGCACUUGGUCGACGAAGCGAGGAAAGAAACUGCGGAAGCGGGCGAGAAAUUAGGAAAGGGCGUCGACAAGGGAAUCGCAAUUGCGAAAGACGUCAAGGAUAAAGUUAGCGACAAGGUGUCGGAAGGUGUGCGAAAGGCGUCCGACGUCGGUAAAGCUGUUGGCGAAAAAGCGACGGAUGGCGCGAGAGAAAUUGGCACGGGGGUGGAGGCCGGUGCGAGACGAGUGGGAGACGCUGCGAAAGCGACGAAAGAUAAAGCGGUGGCUGGUGUGAAGGAUCGCAAGGACGAAGCGAUCGCCUCUGCGAGGGAUGCCAGGGACAAAGUCGCGGAGAGAGUAGCGGAGGGUGGCGAAGCGGUUGGGGAAAAAGUCGCGGCUGGCGCCGAGAGAGUGGAAGCGGCCGUUCGAAAAGCGGCGGACGAGGCGAAAGGGAUGAAGGAAAAAGUAUGUGAAGAAAUUGGAGACGAUGUCGAAACUGUGAGGCGGGAAGUUUCCGCGGGGGCAGGUGCACUAGUCGAGGGUGCAACUUCUGCGAAGGAUAAGGCGACGAAGGAGGCUAAGAAGGCUAAGGAAAAGAGUAGCGGCUUCCUUACAGGCUUGUUCAAGGGCGCGAAACAGGCGGCCGACGACGUUUCCGACGAGGUGAAAGAGUUUCUGGACGUGACCAGGAGAGAGACAGCGGAGGAAGAAGCUCGCGCCCGCGAGGCGAGGGACAAGGCAGCUGCGGAGGCGAGAGACGCCGAGAAAGCAGCAGGCGAAAAAGUAUCGGACGUUGGCAAAGUGGUUGGCGAGGGGCUGAAACGAGUCGAACAGCGGACAGACGCUGCGAUUCGUGACACGGCCGAUAGCGCGAAAGCGGCAAAAGAUAAAUUAAUAACGACGGACGCCAAGGUGGAUAAAGCUGCAUCUGUCGCGAGAGACGCGAAGGACAAGGUUAAGGAGAAGGGGAGCGAAGGUGGAGAGAAAGUAGCGGUGGACAGCGCGAAGAAAGUGGAGGAGGAAAAUAUAGGCGAUGGUGCGAAAGCGGCGAGGGAGGAGAAGGAGAAAGUGGGAACGGAGAUUAAGAAGGAUGUGGACACGGACGCUGCGUCAUCGGCGAAAGAUAAAGUGGCGAGGGACGCUAGAAAAGGGAAGGAAAAGGGCAGCGGUUUCUUUUCCGGAUUAUUAAAGAGCGCGAAGCAUGCCGUGGACGAAGUGUCGGAGGAGGUGAAGGAGUUCGUCGACGAAACGAAGAAAGAGGCCACGAAGGAGGAGGCGCGGGCGCGCGAGGCGUUGGCGAGGAAAGCGGAUGCGGCGAAGGACAAGGCCGCUGCUGACUGGAACGAUACGAAAGAUAAGGCGAGGGCAAGCGUGAAAGACGCGACGGACGCAGUCGGAGGAAAAAUAACCGAGGGGGUGCAAAAGGUAUCGGACACUGGGAAAAUUGUGAGCGGAAGAAUCGUAGAAGGAGCGAAAGGGGUGGAGGCAAAAACCGAAGCAAUUGCUCGAGAUGCCGUUGAAGCAAUUGAAGGUAAAGCUGCCAAGGACAAAGCAGUCUCCGACGCGAAGGUCGUUAAGGAGGCGAUCGCAACAUCCGCCAAGGAUGCUAAAGCCGGUAUCGGUGAGAAAAUAUCCGAAGGCGUGGAGAAAGUGUCGGACGCUGGUUCGUUUAUAUCCGCUAAAUUGGUGGAUGGAGCGAAGCGAAUUGGCGGUGGAGAAACGGAAUCGGUCGCAAGAGCGACGAAGGACACUUUAUCGGAGGAAAUUAAAGGCGGCGCCGCUGCUGCGAGGGAGAAAGCGAUUUCUUCCGGGGUCGCGGAUGGUGGCGGCGAGGCGAGAGACAAAGCCUCGAAGGAAGGCAAAAAGGGGAAGGAAAAGAGUGGAGGUUUUCUGUCCGGAUUGAUCAAAGGCGUGAAACAUGCGGCGGACGAGGUUUCGGGCGAGGUUAAGGAAUUCUUCGACGAGACGAAGAAGGAAGCUGUCGAGGAGGAGGCGCGCGCUCGCCGAGCGUUAGCCGCUAAAGCGAAAGAGGCGGACGCGGUUAAAGAGGAGAUCGCGACUGGCGCGAAAGACGCCAAAGAGAAGAUCGGUGAGAAAGUAAGCGGUGGUGUGCAAAAGGUGUCGGAUAAAGUGGUGGACGGAGCGAAGAUCGUGGAAAUAAAAACGGAAACUCGAGCGCGAGAAGUCGCCGAGUACGUUGAAGCGACGAGGGACAGAGUGGUCGCGGAUGCGAAAGAUGGGGGAGAGAAAGUUGCAACUGCGGCGAAGGAUGCGAAGGAGAAGAUCGGUGAAAAGGUGUCGGGUACCGCGCACACGGUAUCGGAAGUUGGAAAAGCUGUAGGCGCUAAAAUUACCGAUGGAAUAAAGAAAACGGAAGCAAAAGUGGAAACAAUCGGCCAGCACGUGAGCGAUGGGGCGAAAGCGACGAGGGAUAAAUUGGUGAAGGAGACGAAGGAAGACAGCUCGAUCGCGAAAGAGAAAAUCUCCUCUGGAGUGGAUGCCGCGAUGGAUGGCGCGAAAGCAGCCAAGGAUAAAGCUUGGAAGGAGGGUAAGAAGGCGAAGGAGAAAGGCGGCGGUUUCUUGUCCGGUUUGAUCAAAAGCGCGAAACACGCCGCCGAUGAAAUUUCCGGGGAUGUUAAAGAUUUCGUGGACGAGACGAAGAAAGAGGCAAUCGAGGAAGAGGCUCGCGGCCGCGUGGCAGCGUCCGAAAAAUCGAAACAAGUUGAGAUUGCCGUGGAUAAAGUUGGCCUCGCGGAAAGUGGGAAAAGUGGGAGAGGCAAGGUUAAAAGUGCGCAGAGAGUAUCGGACAAAGGUGGCAGCGAGAGAGACACCGGAAGAAUUUUUGGAGAGAAAUUAUCGAAUCAAGUAGGGCAGAGAUUCAUCGCGGUUAGUAGCGACCCUAAAAGCGCCGUGGCCGAGUUUCUGGAAGAAAUGAAACGCGACUCCGCGUGGGACAAGGUGCACUUCCAACACGAGCCGGACGUCCAUUUGUACGAAAACGUGGACACGAUGUUCGUGAAAGAGAGGAAAGAGGAGGGUGAAUCGAGAGAGGGUGGAACGGGGAAACACGAGAAAGAAUCAAAAAAAUCGGCGACGAAAGUUGCUUGUUCGGUUUUCGAUACGCACGAUCCACUUUCUGAGCUAGAUUCCGAGGCACGGAUCAGGCUGUCCGAAAGAGGGAUCGAGGACAGCGAUGGUGGCGGGGAAUCGAUGUUCAAGAAAGUAUCUCGCAUUCCACAAAGAGUUAGUUCCUCGACGGAACGGGUUAGCCCUAGUAGUUCGUCGGAUAGUAGUAGUUCGACGGUUAGGAUAUUAAAUGUAUUUAGAAACGUAGAGCACCUCGAGCCUCGCACACGACAAACCGUCACCACAGUCGUAACAAAGUCUGUGCGGACGGCAGCGACCCCACCACCCAGUCCCGCCGAGUACACUGACAGUAGAAUUGAAGACGUAACCGAAGAGGCGACAAGACGAGCUCAGGAUCUAGCCGAUCAAGCACAAUCAUUGGCGAAAUCAGGGCAUGAUUCGGCUGAGAUUGAUGGGACUCGUGUAGAGAGGCAUGCUACUUCUGCUCCAACAAAGCAACCUGUUCCCGCCCCGCGACACUCUACCAGGUCGUCCAUCAAAACAGACUUUCAUCUAGACUUGGCAGAUACCCCGUACACGCCGUACAGUCCGAAAACUAGCAAGACGAGGGACGAGCAAUCGAGACAGGGACACCAUUUUUCCCCGGAUAAAAACAGUCCGACAAGUAAGAUACCGGUGAGAGUAAAGAAAUUUAUGGAGAACGGGAGGGCGAGCAAAAUCGAGUUUGACGAUCAUCAACGAUCGGAUUUUGCCACGACGAGGGAGAACGGCGACGACGACGAGUCGCUCGGCGAGAAAGAGGCGCGGCAACCCGAGGAGGACAAGGAGAGAAGCGACUCCUCCCUGAAAUCCGAACCGUCGAACGAGACCCACGAGACGACAACCAUAAUUGAGGAGACGUGCUGUUCCGCGCUGCCCAUUGACGAGCACGAGCUCGCGACAAACGAGGCCGCUCUCUCGAAGAGAACGGAAAUCGUGAUCAAAGAGGAAACGAGGGAUCGUCCGUCGUUCGUGGACGAAUCGACGAGAGAGAUCUCGAGCCGCGUGGAGAAUUGGCCGAUCGAUUCUUCCAAACUCGGCGAGAGAGGGAAGACGAGAGAGGAGGUGGUGAGAACGGUGGUGACGACUGUACGGUGCGCCACGAGCAUGGAAUCUUUCGGGACGGAUCGAAGCGAGAGAAUCGCGGGAAGAUUGGAGCGCGGGAACGGCGUGGAUUACGAUACUAUGGCGACCACUGUGAAGGGUCGCGAUCCAGUGCCGUUCGAUGUCGAACAGGCGUCGGGUAAUAUGAUAAAAAGCGACACAGAGUUGUCCGAGCCGUGGGCCCAGGCCAGUCUGUCGGAUCGUUCGUUCCCGAACGACGAGAAGGUAGAGCAAUGGGAGAGCCAGCUCUCCCAAGACACGUCGCCCGGCUCCGGUAACGGUGACAUUUAUACUAAGAACGGUAGCUCACGGCAUGAUUUGAACAGCGACACUGAUAGUGACGGUUCACCAAGAUCGAGGAGAAGAUCUCCGAGCAAGAGGUGUACAUUGGGCAGUUCCAGCGGGUCUGAUGUAGCACUGCACGAAGGUGCGGAGCUGUCCCCGUUGGAGGACGACCAAGGUACCGCACUCACAGCUAACCUUCUAAAAUCUGACUUUUUGCAACUUAGCGAGCCAUCCUACAUGGAAACGACAACGACAGAAGAGGACCCUGAAACUCAGGAAAGAAUAACGAGAACUGUUCAAGUAAUUACAACAACGAGCGGAACCGCCAGUGGUCCAGACGAAUUGCGAGAGUCCAUGCAAAAGAUCGUCGAUAGAUUCAUGGAGGAAAGGCGAGAUCAGUGAAGCAUGAAGGUCUCAUGGGCGAUUAUAAAAAUAGAGAGAAUUGAAUUCUUCGCCAUUUAAUAAUCGUGCAUAAUAGAGAGAGAGAGAGAGAGAGAGAGAGAGAGAGAGAGAGAGAGAGAGAGAGAGAGAGAGAGAGAGAGAAGAAAAAAUAUUUAAAUAUAAAUUCUCUAGUACUAUAAUUGAAUGGAAGCAUCUAUCUAAUUUGGCGUAUCCUCGAACGUCAAAUGAGAUUAUCUUUUAGAAAAUUAAAACAGAAGUAUAGAAAAAAAAAAAAAA
Apis cerana (Asiatic honeybee) is the source of this 19018-nucleotide messenger RNA. Its product is annotated as microtubule-associated protein futsch. Gene Ontology annotation, cellular component: extracellular region. Gene Ontology annotation, biological process: lipid transport; lipoprotein metabolic process; signal transduction. NCBI's taxonomy places the organism in Eukaryota, Metazoa, Arthropoda, Insecta, Hymenoptera, Apidae. The record is from RefSeq and is a predicted model, not a curated record. Gene Ontology annotation, molecular function: protein binding; lipid binding.